Messenger RNA from Staurois parvus, 260 nucleotides. NCBI's taxonomy places the organism in Eukaryota, Metazoa, Chordata, Amphibia, Anura, Ranidae. The record is from the annotation of a GenBank genome assembly.
CAGGGGUGGACUGACCAUUUGGAAACUCGGGCACUGCCCAAGGGCCCGGGGUCAGUAGGGGGCCCCAUGAGAUGCCCCUGGUACCUUUUUCAUAGGCUUUUUUGAGUUUGGGCAAGGACACAGGGGCCCCAUGAUCCUCUAUUGCCCGGGGGCCCCAUGAGUUGUCAGUCCGCCCCUGAAUAUGCCUGUGGGCACUGAUGAUCAGUGCCCCCACCAGUGCCGACUACCUGUGCCCAUCAGUGCUGCCCAGCAGUGUCCAU